This is a messenger RNA of Sphaeroforma arctica JP610, 498 nucleotides long. RefSeq lists its product as hypothetical. The record is from RefSeq and is a predicted model, not a curated record. Bases 160 to 498 code for a protein of 112 amino acids. The transcript has 2 exons. NCBI's taxonomy places the organism in Eukaryota, Ichthyosporea, Ichthyophonida.
GUCUGACCUAUAAAUGAUCACAGAGAAACCAAGUGAGCGUAAGUGGGACUAUACACGUACGCUCUAAAAACAACCAACGCACUGCCAUAGCAACCUCAAACAUAACACACAAUAUAGCCUUACUUAAUAUAUUUGUAUAGAAACCUUACCAUAUCAUUCAUGAACGUAUCACCCGCGAUCAAAUCGCGUGUACCACCCUUAACACACACACCCACACCCAAACGCUCAACAUCCAAACACACACCCACACCCAAACACUCAACAUCCAAACACACACUCACAAUGCCGGCACCGGUAUCCAAAGACCAUCUACUGACACUUAAAGUCAUGCGAUUGUCACGAUCGACAUUUCAUCAAUCGGCACCAAUCAACGCCGAGAAAGAUGACCUCAUAUACACCGCAACACAGGACUUGAUGGAUCAGGAGAGAACGCACGAUGCACUGAGUGACAGGCUUGUACUGCCUCAGAAUUUUGGACGCAAGUAUACAAGCAAAUAA